Molecule: messenger RNA, 1961 nt
Organism: Mercurialis annua (annual mercury)
Lineage: Eukaryota; Viridiplantae; Streptophyta; Magnoliopsida; Malpighiales; Euphorbiaceae
Product: 3beta-hydroxysteroid-dehydrogenase/decarboxylase
Exons: 13
Coding region: 149-1837 (562 amino acids)
Biological process (GO): steroid biosynthetic process
Molecular function (GO): 3-beta-hydroxy-Delta5-steroid dehydrogenase (NAD+) activity
Source: RefSeq, a predicted model, not a curated record
AUGAUUCAAAAAGAAAAAAACAAACAAACAAACUCCAGUACUCAAACCUGAGCUCUUAAUCACAUCUCCUUCAUUUCCAGAUUCCAAAGUUCAUAAACUGUAAUUAAUCAAAAUCAUUGAUUAAUUAACCAGUUCAUUAAUCGAUAAAAUGUCGUCAUCGGCGGAUGAGAGGUGGUGCGUGGUGACCGGAGGCAGGGGUUUUGCGGCGAGGCAUUUAGUGGAAAUGCUGAUUAAAUUCGACAUGUUUUUAGUUCGAAUUGCUGAUUUAGAAUCUGCCAUUCGGUUAAGUCCUGAAGAAGAGAAUGGAAUCCUAGGCAAUGCCUUGAAAUCUGGCUCCGCUAAGUAUGUUAGUAUGGAUCUUUGCGACAAAUCUCAGGUUCUUAAAGCUAUUGAAGGAGCUGAGGUAGUGUUUCACAUGGCGGCUCCGAAUUCGUCGAUCAAUAACUACCAGCUUCACUAUGCAGUCAACGUACAAGGGACGAAGAAUGUAAUUGAUGCUUGUGUUGAGCUAAACGUUAAGAGACUUAUCUAUACUAGCUCGGCUAGUGUAGUCUUUGACGGGAUCAAUGGAAUUCUUGACGGAGAUGAAACUUUGCCGUAUGCAGCUAAGCCUCUCGAUUCGUAUUCUGCAACUAAAGCUGAAGGUGAGAUUGCAAUUCUUAAGGCAAAUGGAAACAACGGGCUCCUUACAUGUAGUUUGCGUCCUAGUAGCAUAUUUGGCCCUGGAGAUAGAUUGUUUGUUCCAUCUUUGGCUGCUGCUGCAAAAGCUGGGAAAUCUAAGUUCAUUAUAGGAGAUGGAAAUAAUGUUUAUGAUUUUACAUAUGUUGAAAAUGUGGCACAUUCCCAUAUAUGUGCUGAACGAGCUCUAGCAUCAGGAGGGAAGGUGGCAGAGCAGGCUGCUGGACAGGCAUACUUUAUAACCAACAUGGAGCCCAUAAAGUUCUGGGAGUUUGUCUCACUUAUUGUUGGAGGUCUUGGCUAUGAGAGACCUAGGAUAAAGGUCCCAGCUCUUGCUGUGAUGCCAAUUGCUCAUCUUGUAGAGCAGAUAUAUAAGCUAUUGGGUCCAUAUGGGAUGAAAGUUCCGCAACUGAUACCUUCAAGAAUUAGACUUCUCUCUUGUAGCAGAUCGUUUAAUUGUUCAAAAGCAAAGGAUCGACUUGGCUACACUCCUAUAAUAUCAUUUGAGGAGGGUUUAAAACGAACUCUAGACUCAUAUUCACAUUUGAGAGCUGAGAAUCAGCCCAAAAGAGAAGGACCAUCUAAGGCUCACAAAUGUCUUGGAGGUGGAAGGGUUGCUGAUACACUACUUUGGAAGAAUAAAAAGCAAACGCUGUGCGCUUUGUUAAUUAUGAUGACAAUUUACUACUACUUAGUUGCAUCUCAAUCUACCAUCAUGACUGCACUUGCAAAGCUUCUUAUAGCAGCAGUGGUCUUCUUGUUCGUCCAUGCAAAUUUACCAGAGAAAAUCUUUGGUUAUACAAUCGAAAAACUUCCGGCAUCGUAUUUUCACUUAACAGAGGAGAAGUCUCACCAAGCAGCUCAUUCAGUGGCUUCAUCAUGGAAUGCUGCUGUUAAUGUCUUAAAAUCUCUCUGCAGGGGCAACGACUGGAUUCUGUUCCUUAAGGUUGCUUUGUUGCUAUUGAUUCUGAGCUUCCUUGGAGCAAUUUCGCUUCAGAGUAUAUUUGUUAUAGGACUUCCGGUUGCUUUUGUUGCAUUCUUGGCGUAUGAGACGCAUGAAGAAACAAUUGAUGCAAAGUUUUCGGAACUUGUCUCUUUUGGGUGCAGAUUUAAAUCUGACUUAUCCAAAAAAGUUAUUGGUGCCGAAAAGGACAAGUGACUCUACUAUCCUUAAUUUGCUAAAAAUCAUUUUAUUUUGCUUAUAUGCAAUCUCACUUGUAUGAUUUGAUACAAAAACAAACUAUGUUAUUAAUUUAUUAUCCAUGUCGUUAGGCUAAUUUUAA